This is a messenger RNA of Geodia barretti, 3414 nucleotides long. NCBI's taxonomy places the organism in Eukaryota, Metazoa, Porifera, Demospongiae, Tetractinellida, Geodiidae. The record is from the annotation of a GenBank genome assembly.
UCUAUCGAUUGUUCAUAAUGUCCAAGUGUGUACCACGGAGAACACCCGUAGCCUUGCAACGCCAGUGUGCCGUUCUGCAGGAAGUGCUGACUCAGCGGGUUGACAGACGUACGUAUCUAAGGCGCACGUGAUGCGAUGACGCGCGUGCACAACCUCCUAGAUCCUGUGGCUUGGCAAACAUACACCGUCUUCCUCAUUACGUCUACGUACACUGCGGUUGUAUUUGCGACUUUUUGCAAACCUUCUAAGCGCUUCCGCACACUUACGUUGUUACACUGAACGAGCCACUCCCAUACGCGGAAAGUAGGGUGCAGUCGACGCCGCCAUGCCAGCGCUAGUGACAUGCCGAGGAACGUCGCUUGAGGCGCAGUGGAACGUCGGCAGCGAUGAUUUUGUCCUUUCGGCCAUCGUAGUAGUCGCCCUCUCACUCCUCAGCUCCAUAUUAGUGAUGGCAGCUCUGGCGGCUCUCUACCUCUCUCCUGGAUGCCCUAAUGACCAGGGUCUCCCCCCUCUUCUCUACUGGUCACUCUUUCUGCUGGUGGCAGUAGAAAUAGGUAUAGUCAUUGAUGAGGCAGUAAUCAUGUCCAUAAGCUACCGAGGUCGCAUAUGGGAAACUGCAAAGAGAGACUCACAAAUCCCAAAGUAUAUCUACGUGCGUCUGGUUCUAAUGGUCCUGGAGUUUCUCUCCGUUAUCUCGUGCUCUGUGGCUACCUUUGACCCGAAUCUGAUUGAGCCGCUCGACUGCAGCUCGUAUCGUGUCGCUGUAGCACUCGCCACGGUGUCGUGUGUGGUUGUUCUGCUAAAGUUUCUCGGUUCGACAGUCAGACUUCUUCUCUUCCUGGAUCCCUGUGGGUUGUUCACGCCAGGCCUUCUCCAACACCUCAGCUUCCUCGAUACGGCCGACGAUGUCGGAGAACUGCCACAGCCACCCCAGUCCCCUUCCUACUUUCCACAGUUUCUCCGGUUCAAAAGGCCAUCGUCUGCUAGAAGAGAGAGUCAACUACAGCUGUCUCCAGUCCAAUCCCCCACUUCACCUGAAGCGAGACUCAGUCGCAAACAGAGAAGAACCCCAAAUGUGGUUCGUUUCUGGCAGCGCCAGGUGAGCAUCACCCAGACUGUCCGCGGCGGGUAUACCCUCGACGAAAUCAGCCAACAGGCAUCACGUUUCCGCACAAACUACAUUGGACUCCGGAGAAUCCAGCGUCGACUACGCGUCUUCUUGUGUUGUCUCGGAGUCGGAGGUCAAAGAUCGAGGGGUGUGGCUUUGGAGGAUGUUGCUCGGGCACUGUACACCCUGUUUGACUUUGACGAGGGGGAGGAGGGAGGGGAGGGGGUGAGGCUGGUGUUGAGUGACGUGAUAGCUGGGUUCAAGCUGGUCAGUCAGUAUCAGCGGGGCAAGACCAACAGACUGGCAGAGGGAGAGAGACUUGAAGACAAGUUCAGGAAGGUGACGUUUGAUCGAAUGCCAGUCAACCAGAAACCUCACUACGUCUACAAGUCUCCUUGUCCUUUCCACAAUGAUAAACCCGAGAACCAUCUGCUGAUGGACAACAUGAUCCACUUCAUGCAGCACUCUAUGGGGAUGUAUGGCUGGCCUCUUCACAUCUUCUCUAACUUGGCCUGUGGCCUCUGCCAACUAGCCUCCAGAACAUGUUGUGGUUGUAGGUGUAUGGGGUAUGGUGGGAGAAUGGAGGGAGAGGGGUGCUGUGGGUGUGAGUCGGCGGCCAUAACCAUUCAAACUGGAGUGGAGAGAGACGACAUUCUAUUCCUCUCCACUGACAAUGAGAUCUUCAAGGCUCCAUUUGCAGUGGUUCUGGACAGGAAGAUGAGGUCUGUGGUUGUGAGUGUCCGUGGAACCCUCUCCAUCAAGGAUGUACUGACAAACAUGUCCUACUCGAUGCAGCCAGUAGACAUUGAUGGAGUCAACGGGACUUUUGUUCAUAUGGGAAUGUACACUGCAGCUGAUGAGAUCCGGAAGAGACUGAUGGGCAGGAGUAGACGGGAGAUCAGACUGGAGGCCAUCAGGACCCAGGGGAGCGCGACUGAGGAGGAGGUGGACAGACUCUUGGACUGCGAGAAGAGAAUCCUGCCACACAUCUUCCAGCAUUACAAGGACUACCAGUUGAUAGUGACGGGGCACUCACUGGGGGCUGGGGUGACCAGUGUCCUGGCUCUACUGCUCCGGAAAGACUUUCCCGAUCUUCACUGCUAUGCCUUCUCCCCACCUGGCUGCGUCUUCAGCUACCCUCUUGCAGUGUACUCAAGAAAAUUCACAACUUCAGUGGUCCUUGGGAACGACUUAGUACCAAGGAUGUCAUUUCGCUCUCUGCUUUAUCUGAAGCAGUCACUAAAACACCUUCUGCAGCACUGUGAUAAGCCAAAGUUCAACGUGCUGUUCCUACCAAAGUGGUGCAGUGGUAUAGGUGGAGGUGGUAGUUGUGCCACUCCAUGGAGGAGCUUGUCUACCACCUGUCAUCUUCCUGAGGGGUUUGAGAGUCUGAUAGUUGGAGAGAACACCACUGGAGAGAGCCUUCAGAAUGCAGUGUUCCCACCAACACACAUCCUCCUCCCCAGCAGCACCCCAGCUCCCAGCAGCACCCCAGCUCCCAGUGUCAGCAGAAGCCGUCGGGUGUCCAUGGACCUCCCGGACAACCCAGAUGUGUUUGAACGAGAGAUCACGGGGCACGUCAAGAACAUGUGUGGUCAGUUUAUGCCCACAUUUCCUCCGGGAAAGAUCUUCCAUCUCAAAGUCAACAAGACUGCCUCUCCCUGUUGCUUUGGGUAUUUCUACCCGAACCAGCUAGAGAUGGAGAGGGUGAAAAACGAAGACCUGUGUAUGAUAAUCAUAGACAGAGGAGCCGUGGAGGACCACCUCCCCAACCACGUCCUGGCCGCUCUGCAGAGGUUCAAGAGACAGUCUCUGGGGCCAGAGCUACAGGGAGGCAGAGGUGGAGAGACUGCGAGAAGAGGCCUGGGAGAGAGAUGAACCAGAAGAGGAAGGCUAGAGCACUCAGCAGUGCAAGAGAGGGCUGGGUGUUUCCCACUACCACUGUUGGUAGAGAUCCCGACACCACUACUACAUCCACCAGCUACGCCCCUCAGAGCAGCUCCUCCACUGUCUACAGUACACCAGACACUGCCAGUCACUGGUCCAGACAACCCACCGACACCCCCUACACUGCCAUCUCCCUGCUAUCGAUGAAACCAACGGCCACCACCAGGGAAGAUGUCGUAGUUCAAGACUCAGCAACUGGAGGAGACUCAGCGAUGGAGUCCUUCGUCGUCUGUCUCGUGGUCACCACGGACUGGCGGGAGAGAGGGUGGUGACUGUCCUGCCUCGCAGGGGAACCAAACUCAAGAUCAUCAUUCCAACUUCGACCGAUAGUAGUGUCAUGUGAUAUAACUGCACCGAUG